Molecule: messenger RNA, 992 nt
Organism: Aegilops tauschii subsp. strangulata
Lineage: Eukaryota; Viridiplantae; Streptophyta; Magnoliopsida; Poales; Poaceae
Product: nuclear transcription factor Y subunit B-3
Biological process (GO): regulation of transcription by RNA polymerase II
Cellular component (GO): CCAAT-binding factor complex; nucleus
Molecular function (GO): DNA-binding transcription activator activity, RNA polymerase II-specific; protein heterodimerization activity; RNA polymerase II cis-regulatory region sequence-specific DNA binding
Source: RefSeq, a predicted model, not a curated record
AACUGCUUUGCUCCAAUGGACGGGCGGGCGGAUGGACGGCCUGGAUUGGUCUGACAUGGCAGUAAUCGACGGUUGUCCAAUGUGACAGGUGGCACAUACUUAUCGAGUGAGCAACGGCUGGCUUGGCUCCACGUUCACAGCUCCAUCCCUUCUUAUCCGCGCAAUCCAACGGACCGGACCCAGCCAAGCCAUUCCCCACCACCCUCUCCCAGACAGAUCGAGGAGGAGAGCCAUGCCGGACUCGGACAACGAGGACUCGGGCAACGCGGGCGGGGAGCUGUCGUCGCCGCGGGAGCAGGACCGCUUCCUGCCCAUCGCCAACGUCAGCCGCAUCAUGAAGAAGGCGCUCCCGGCCAACGCCAAGAUCAGCAAGGACGCCAAGGAGACGGUGCAGGAGUGCGUCUCCGAGUUCAUCUCCUUCAUCACCGGCGAGGCCUCCGACAAGUGCCAGCGCGAGAAGCGCAAGACCAUCAACGGCGACGACCUGCUCUGGGCCAUGACCACCCUCGGCUUCGAGGACUACGUCGACCCGCUCAAGCACUACCUCCACAAGUUCCGCGAGAUCGAGGGCGAGAGGGCCGCCGCCACAUCGACAUCAACCACGCCCGACAUGCCAAGAAACAACAACAAUGCCACCGGUUACGCCGACGCCCCGGGAGGCAUGAUGAUGAUGGGGCAGCCCGUGUACGGCUCGCCGCCGCCGCCACAGCAGCAGCAGCAGCACCAACAUCAGAUUGCAAUGGGAGGGAGAGCGGGCUUUCCCUAUCACGGAGGCGGCGGUGGCGGCGGCGGGUCGUCGUCAUCGUCGGGGUUCGGACGGAAAGAGGGGUGACAUCUUUUCUUUUCUUUUUGAGCUGACCAAAGUGAGUGAUUUCAACAUAUGUUCCUCUCUUGGAUGAAGCCGUACAUGACUUGUAGCUUAAGGAAAUCCAUUCAGUACAAGGAGGAAUGAUUGUUCUAAUCCUCAUAUUGAUUUGUUCAUCUCAUCGUCA